GCAAAAACAAAAUAAUUGGGAGACGCAAGGUCAUAACAAUUGGCGACGGGGAUUUUGGCAACAAAGAAAUAAUAAUAAUACAAGUGGUGACUCAGAUUUUGGAAAUAAAUUAGCUGUAAUAAGUUGCCGGUGAUUUUUGGAUUAAUAUUAUUAUUAGCAGUAAAAUUUUUAUUUUAAAAAAAAAAUGUCAGAUUCUUCAGAACAAUUGCAGUUAUUAUUACAGCAGCAGCAUCAAAUGUUAGCUUCGCAACAACAACUAUUGGAGGCACUUUUGGAAGUAUAGAAUCAUAUCUCAAUCCAAUUCCAGAAUUUAUAUUUGAUGCAGACAGCGGUCACACUUUUGAAGCAUGGUUCGGCAGAGUAGAAGAUAUUUUUCGAGUAGAAUUUGCUACUAUGGAUGAUGCAAAGAAAGUCCGGCUGCUAUUACAGAAACUUGGUCCUAAUGAGCAUCAAAAGUAUAAAAACCAUAUUCUGCCUAAACAUCCGCGAGAAGUUAAUUUCGAUGAAACUGUUAACAUCCUAAAUAAAAUGUUUUGUGAACAGGCGUCUUUAUUCCGUAUCCGGUAUAACUGUCUACAGCUGACUAAAGAGGCUGAUGAAGAUUAUAAUACGUACGCCGGAAGAGUAAAUUUACAAGCAGAACGAUUUAAAUUAAAUGUAUUAACCAGUGAUCAAUUUAAAUGCUUAUUAUUCAUUUCUGGUCUGAACUCUCCUGUUGAUGCUGACUUUCGCAUGAAGUUGUUAUCCCGUAUGGAACAUGAUGAUGAAAUGACGUUACAAACUAUCACCACUGAAUGUCAACGAUUAAUAAACCUAAAACAAGAUACAGCUAUGCUGGAAACCAAAAGUGUUGUGCCCUCAAAUUCUGUUCAUGCUGUCAAGACAGGUCAAAGACAAAAUAGUACCAAAAGUCAUAAAUAUCACUCGAAAGCUCCUAAACCUGCAACUAAAUGUUGGUAUUGUGGUGCAUGGCAUUUCUCAAGAUUUUGCCGGUUUAGAAAUCAUAGAUGCACUAUAUGCAAUAAAGUUGGAAUUUUCAAAAAAAAAAAGGGGGAGGUGUUAUAUCCGAGUGGAGAUUAAAUUACAGGUAACUUCCGAGGACUAUUCAUGGACUAAUAUUCUAUAAAUAUU
Schistosoma mattheei is the source of this 1131-nucleotide messenger RNA. NCBI's taxonomy places the organism in Eukaryota, Metazoa, Platyhelminthes, Trematoda, Strigeidida, Schistosomatidae. The record is from the annotation of a GenBank genome assembly.